This is a messenger RNA of Nymphalis io (European peacock), 2596 nucleotides long. It is a transcript of the gene MED16, whose product is annotated as mediator of RNA polymerase II transcription subunit 16. NCBI's taxonomy places the organism in Eukaryota, Metazoa, Arthropoda, Insecta, Lepidoptera, Nymphalidae. Bases 89 to 2563 code for a protein of 824 amino acids. Gene Ontology annotation, molecular function: protein binding. Gene Ontology annotation, cellular component: mediator complex. The record is from RefSeq and is a predicted model, not a curated record. The transcript is spliced from 20 exons. Gene Ontology annotation, biological process: positive regulation of DNA-templated transcription.
UCAAAAACGCUAUUGAUGCUUACUUAAGUUAAACUUUGAAUACAUAAAACAAUAUUUUAAAUGGUGUUACACCAUAAUUAACACUAAAAUGGAGCUAAUUUAUUCCAUGAGACGUAAACCUUUAAAAUGUGAACCGCCCCACUUCGACAUCACAACAGAUCCAGAAAUAAUAAGGCCGAUUUGUACAAUAUCCACAUGCAAUAUAAUCGCUUUCACAUCGUUAACGGAACUCUCCGACUGUGAUGGGGACACUUGGGGAGGUCACGUGUAUGUUUGUGAUCUGGACACACCGUGGGAUAGUCAUAAAGUUACUAGCACUGUACAUCCUGUGUCAGCUUUAGAAUGGGAUGGUGAAGGAAAGCAGUUAUUGGUAGCAACAACAGUCGGAGAGGUGUCUGUGUAUGGACAGAAGGAUUUUCUGCUCAACGAAUGGAUGUGUUUGUACACGGCUACUUUUCCAGGUGAACAUAUAAUUAAGGCAACAUUUUUUCACAACGGUCGAAGAGUUUUAGCGUUAGAAAAGAAACCAGAUGCUCCGGUUAGUGAAAGAAUCCAAAUCCUGAGAUCUACACCGACUUUAAAAGGCUUUGGAGGUGUCGCGUGUCGCGGUGCGUGCGUCAUAUCGAGCACAGGGCUGGUGGGCGCGCUGCAGGCGGGCGAGGGGACUCGCGCACAGGUCGCCAGCGACUGCCUCCGUUCGCCGCGAGACCACAUCUGUGCCGCUUCCAUCGCGCAUAAGAACGGCAACCUGCUGGCGGCGGCGGCGUGGCGGCGCGGCUCCAAGCGCGGCGUGCGCUGCGCGGUGGUGUCCGUGCUGCGCUCCGGCUCGGCGCGCGCGGCGCCGCUGGCCGUGCAGCUCACGCCGCUGCCCACCGUGUACCUGCUGGACGACGACGUCUCGCCCGUGUCAUUGUGUUGGUGGCUCCGGGACGAUACUGACGCUCUUCUCAUCGCUGGGAACAAUUUGACGCUCUGGAAACUCACGGAGCGAUCCUUUCCGGUACACAAGCUGCUGUCGAAAGGUCCAGUUCAAGGUAGCACGACGCCCGGUGGUGGACCUAAAACUUUGGAUUGUUUUAAUACCGUUUCGUGGCAGCAGACGGCGGUGUGGCCGCUGGAGGGAGGGGAGAGCGCCACGCACGUGUGCGCCGCGCGCCUGCCCCCCGCCGCGCACGCCGUGCUCGCCACCCCGCGCGCGCUGCACCUGCUGCCGCGCGACACGCACCACUACCUGGUUUCCCGGCCAAUCGUAUCAAACGGAGCUUCUGCGCCGGAAAUUGCGGCCGGCGCGGGGACUCCUCCCAAGAAGACAAAGUACGGCCCCGGACUAGCGCCGGUGAGUGGGGCUCCAACCUGGAAGCCGAAGACAGAGACACAUCUGAGCGGUGGGGCUGCCACCGUGUGGUGCGUGGAGAUGUCGGCGCUGGGCAGCGUGGCCGUGGCGCUGGACUCCCGCUCGCAGCUGCACGUGUACAAGUUGCUGCAGCCCGCGCCCGACGUGCCGACUCCGCUGUCGGUGCAGCACGUAACGUCACUGCUAGAGUACUCCAUGGUCUCAGGGUACGACUGCCUUGACGUACUGAUGACUCUUAAACCAAAUAUCGUUGAAGCUGUGUACGAGAGAUUAACGGAUAAUUUUCAAAGACAAGCGCAGUCGUUCCAACAGUAUUACUAUCACAGCUGGCUUAAACUUAGAAUUUCUUUAUGCAGCCUUUCGGGCGCGUGGCAAAGCAGCGCGGCGGCGCUGUCGGCGCUGCAGCUGUGCAGCGCUGCGUGGGCGGCCUGCGCCAGCGCGUUGCGCGACGACAAGCCCGACGCGCUUGCCGCGCUCGCCGCGCUGCUGGACGACCACGCGCCGCCCGACCACGACAAGAAUCUCCUUGCAUUAGAAGCUAAAAUGGAUCUGACAAGCGAGGGGACGCUUCAAGCGUUACAGCCGCUGCAAGCUCUUAGGCGUCCGUUGCAGCGAGCUCUGCACACGGCGCUCACGGCGCUGGCGGCGAUGCAGCCGUCUAAUUUGCAUCAGAUGCAACAUCAACAUGGGUAUGAGUUGUGGUGCGCGGCGGGCUCGGCGGGCUCGCAGCGGCGGCUGGUGGUGCUGGCGCGCGCGUGCGGCCGGGGGGGUGACGCGCUGGGCCGGGCGCUGUCCAGGCUCUCCAUGCCGCACAAGCCGGACCUGUUGGAGGAGUGUGCGCUGCUGUGCGCGCAGACGCCGGCGCGCGUUUGGGACGCGCUACCGCGCUGCUGCGUCGCGGCGCCGCACGGGCGUGCCUGGCCGCUGUUCUUUGAGUAUGGCGUCGAGCCAAAAUCAUUACGUUACGUGCCUGAGCCUCCCCCGUUCGCCCAGUCCGAUAUAACACCGUCGUUAGAUAUGGAUUCGAUAAGGUACAUGUAUCUGGGUGGGGGGAGACGUGCAGCGCGCUGGCGGCAGUGCGGGCGAUGCGGAGCGCGAGCGUUAGCCGCCGCACAGCCGUCACGACAUCCGUUGCAGAGGGCGUACGAUGGACGAUUCGUGGCUGCAUGCAGAUGUGGUGGAAAGUGGACCCUGGUUUCCAACGUAUAAAACUAAAAUAGUCUUAAGUUAGUUCUUGUAAAU